CGUGAAACGGAACGCAACCUAUGUAUAUCCGCGUAAUCGCAGUUUCAGCUGUUGUGAAUUUUGUCCUCUGUUGUCAUUUUUUAAUAGAUUUCUCGUUUUACACUCGACCGUUCAGGUCGAUUGGAGAUACAAUGGUGGAAGAGAUUAUCAAUCCCAGCAAUAAACCAAAAAACAAAACUACUCGACCUCGUCCGGUUUACUUGUGGAAUGUGUUGGAUGUGCAAAAGUGGCUCAGACGACACUGCAGUGACUAUUAUCAGUUAUAUCAUGAGAAAUUCUUGCACCAUGACAUUACAGGAAGGGUAUUGUUAAGAAUAAACGAAAAUAUCUUACUGCGACUGGGUAUCGAUAAUGAACAACACAGGAUGGAUAUAUGGAGAGAAAUUAUGAAACUGCUUCUUAAGACAAACAUGCUAGAGAUCAGAGAGUUAGAGCGACGUAAUAAUAUGAAUUUUGACUAGAAUGCCUAAGAUCAUUUUAUACAUUUUUUAAUUACAUAAUAUUAAUCUAUUUUAUAUUAUUUAUUAAUAUAAUAUUAUAUUUAAUGAUAUUUAUAUAUUAAUCUGUAUAUAUUAUGAUACAUGUAUAAAUAUAUAUUUAUAUUUUA
This is a messenger RNA of Odontomachus brunneus, 607 nucleotides long. It is a transcript of the gene ave, whose product is annotated as protein aveugle. Bases 21 to 461 code for a protein of 146 amino acids. The transcript has 3 exons. Gene Ontology annotation, molecular function: protein binding. Lineage: Eukaryota; Metazoa; Arthropoda; Insecta; Hymenoptera; Formicidae. Gene Ontology annotation, biological process: cell surface receptor protein tyrosine kinase signaling pathway. The record is from RefSeq and is a predicted model, not a curated record. Gene Ontology annotation, cellular component: cytoplasmic side of plasma membrane.